AAGGCUUCUCGUGUAUUCUCCAAGCAUUUCCACGCACCCUCAAUCAAAUAUCCACAUUGGCCGUGUUAACUUCGCCGCAUGGUUUCCGAAAAAAUUUGUUAAAAGAAGUCCCCGUAUAAAAAGUUUACAAAUUUUGCUAUGCAACUUUACCAAGUUUUACUCGCGGUUGCUUACCUACUGGCGGCGGCACAAGGUCUCAGCUUUACAGUGACUUCAAAAGUUUACCUGGAAGUGAGGCAUCAAAAGAAACCCUUGGGACGCAUAGUUUUGGGUUUGUUUGGUAAAAUUGCACCAAAAACUGUCACCAAUUUCCGACACAUCUGCUUGCGCGGCAUUAAUGGCACCACUUAUGCGGGUUCAAAAUUUCAUCGAGUCAUAAAUCGUUUCCUUAUACAGGGUGGCGAUAUUGUAAAUGGCGAUGGUACUGGUUCGACGAGCAUUUAUGGCGACUAUUUCGAGGAUGAGGCAUUAAAUGUCGAACAUAAUCGUCCAGGCUAUUUGGGUAUGGCUAAUCGUGGUCCUGAUACCAACGGUUGUCAAUUCUAUAUAACUACCAUUUCGGCGAAAUGGUUGGAUGGCAAGCACACAGUAUUUGGCAAAGUGUUGGAUGGCAUGGAUACGGUGCAUGCUAUUGAAGAUGUUAAAACUGAUACUGAUGAUUUUCCCAUAGACCCCGUUACCAUAGCCGAUUGUGGUGAAAUACCAAUUCAGCCUUUUGAAUUCUAUCCUGACGAUUUUAACAUAAUGAGCUGGGUUAAGGCGGCCGGACUACCUGUAAUGAGCUCCUUCAUAGUGCUGCUUAUUUUCCAUUACUUCUUCAGGCAACUAAAUAUGUACUGUUGACGCAGCCAAGACAGACCUCGUUGGAAAUGGAAAACAAAUAAAUGUGAAAGCAUUUUAACUAAAAAAAUAGUAAAUGAUAUAUUUAAUAGACAAUUUUACAUUUGAAAAUACAUAUAGAUAUGUGUAUACAUUAAAAAUCUUCGAAAU
This is a messenger RNA of Rhagoletis zephyria (snowberry fruit fly), 990 nucleotides long. RefSeq names its product neither inactivation nor afterpotential A (gene ninaA). Gene Ontology annotation, cellular component: cytoplasm; intracellular membrane-bounded organelle. NCBI's taxonomy places the organism in Eukaryota, Metazoa, Arthropoda, Insecta, Diptera, Tephritidae. Gene Ontology annotation, molecular function: cyclosporin A binding; peptidyl-prolyl cis-trans isomerase activity. Gene Ontology annotation, biological process: protein peptidyl-prolyl isomerization; protein folding. The record is from RefSeq and is a predicted model, not a curated record.